Molecule: messenger RNA, 3585 nt
Organism: Rhinolophus ferrumequinum (greater horseshoe bat)
Lineage: Eukaryota; Metazoa; Chordata; Mammalia; Chiroptera; Rhinolophidae
Gene: PHTF1
Product: putative homeodomain transcription factor 1
Exons: 19
Coding region: 559-2847 (762 amino acids)
Cellular component (GO): endoplasmic reticulum
Source: RefSeq, a predicted model, not a curated record
AGCGGAAGCCACGCCGGGCUGCACGGGGUCUGCGGAGCUGCUCUCCUCCCGCUCUCCGCCAGCUGAGUCACCGCGGGCCGGGCGAGGACGCGUCCCAGCUGCUCCGAAGCCGCUGCCUCCCGGCCCUGGGGCCUUGGCACCUGACUUUCCCAGCCCGGCACAAAGCUUUUUGCCGUUGCCGUAGCGACAGGUGGCCUGCGAAGACGCCCCUCCCCUUCACUUUUUAUCCCCUUUCUUGCCCAGUUCAUUCUUUGCUUAUUUUAGUGUCAGUCCGGUGACCCCGAAAGUCGAGCUUGAAGGACGCCGGGUCUGUGGCAACAGACUCGUCCUCUGGGCACUGUGCCGAAGGCUGCCUCACGGGCUGCGGCGGCCUCCGCGGUCUCCAUGGUAACGGCCCCGCCGGCGUCACCGCCUCGGGGGAAAGAUGCGGCCUGCGGGGCCCGCCGCCUCGACCCCGGCCUCACGGCGGGGCCGGGGCCACUGAAGAGGAAGGUCCCGGCCGCCGGCCUGCGGGGCAGCGGUCACCAGUGAAAUCCCAUUUUCUGGCUGGAGACACAGAUGGCCUCAAAUGAAAGAGAUGCUAUAUCGUGGUACCAAAAGAAGAUUGGAGCAUAUGAUCAGCAGAUAUGGGAAAAGUCAAUCGAGCAGACUCAGAUUAAGGGCUUCAAAAACAAACCAAAAAAGAUGGGUCACAUAAAGCCAGACUUGAUUGAUGUUGACUUAAUUCGAGGCUCAACAUUUGCCAAAGCCAAACCUGAAAUUCCAUGGACAUCUCUGACCCGGAAGGGGCUUGUUCGAGUUGUAUUUUUCCCAUUGUUCAGCCGUUGGUGGAUUCAGGUUACCUCUUUAAGAAUCUUUGUUUGGCUGCUACUGCUUUACCUCAUGCAAGUGAUAGCACUCGUGUUGUAUUUUAUGAUGCCUAUUGUGAAUGUAAGUGAAGUACUUGGACCCUUGUGCCUUAUGUUACUCAUGGGAACUGUCCACUGUCAAAUUGUGUCAACUCAGCUAACCAGGCCAUCAGGAAAUAAUGGAAAUCGGAGACGAAGAAAAUUACGAAAAACCGUAAAUGGUGAUGGGAGCCGAGAAAAUGGAAAUAACUCCUCUGAUAAAGUCAAAGAAGUAGAAACUGUGGGACCUGUACCCUAUAUUCGUGGUUUUUGGGGGACUCUCUUUGGCAACAGGAUUGAAAGAGUAAAAUUAAUAUGUAACAAAGGGACCAAAACGGACAAUGACUCAAGUAAUCUGCAUCCUGUCAUUAAGAAGAGACAGUGUCGACCAGAUAUUAAAAUGUGGCAAACGACAGAGAAAGCAAAAUUUUCCGAUGAAGAAAAGUGCCGUAGGGAGGCUUUGGAACAGGUGGGUAAUGGGAUGUCAGAUGAGCUGUCGAGUGAGGAAGAUGGUGAAGCCCGGACACAGAUGAUGAUACUGCGUCGUAGCGUGGAAGGGGCCUCUAGUGACAAUGGUUGUGAAGUCAAGAACAGAAAAUCAAUACUCUCAAGGCACAUAAACUCUCAGGUAAAGAAAACCACGACGAACUGGUGUCAUGUUGUGCGGGAUUCAGAUAGUCUGGCCGAAUCAGAAUUUGAAUCAGCAGCCUUCAGUCAGGGCUCUAGAUCUGGUGUGAGUGGAGGUUCUCGAAACCUCAACAUGUUGAGAAGAGACUCAGAAAGCACCCGCCAUGACUCGGAGACCGAGGAUAUGUUAUGGGAUGACCUGCUGCAUGGUCCAGAGUGCAGGUCAUCUGUCACCAGUGACAGUGAGGGGGCCCAUGUGAAUACCCUUCACUCAGGGACCAAACGUGACCCCAAAGAGGAUGUUUUUCAGCAGAAUCAUUUAUUCUGGCUUCAGAACUCAAGUCCUGCCUCUGAUCGAGUUAGUGCAAUAAUCUGGGAAGGAAAUGAGUGCAAAAAGAUGGAUAUGUCUGUGUUGGAAAUAAGUGGCAUCAUUAUGAGCAGGGUUAACGCGUAUCAGCAAGGAGUAGGUUAUCAGAUGCUGGGAAAUGCCGUCACCAUCGGAUUAGCAUUUUUUCCUUUUUUAUAUCGACUUUUCCGUGAGAAGAGCCUUGACCAGCUCAAGUCCAUUUCAGCAGAGGAGAUUGUUGCUCUCUUUUGUGGGGCACCACCUGUUACACCUAUUAUUAUUUUGUCUCUAAUUAAUUUUUUUGAACGAUUGUGUCUUACGUGGAUGUUUUUCUUUAUGAUGUGUGUGGCAGAGAGAACAUAUAAACAGAGGUUUUUAUUUGCAAAACUCUUCAGCCAUAUUACUUCUGCCAGGAAAGCUAGGAAAUAUGAAAUACCUCAUUUCAGACUUAAAAAGGUGGAGAACAUUAAGAUAUGGUUAUCAUUGCGUUCCUUUCUAAAGAGGCGGGGGCCGCAGCGUUCCGUGGAUGUGGUUGUGUCAUCAGUCUUCCUCCUGACCCUUUCGAUUGCUUUCAUUUGUUGUGCCCAGGUUCUCCAAGGACAUAAAACUUUCCUGAAUGAUGCUUAUAAUUGGGAGUUUUUGAUCUGGGAAACAGCUUUACUGCUUUUUUUACUGCGCCUGGCCUCAUUGGGGUCUGAAACCAAUAAGAAAUACAGCAAUGUUUCAAUAUUACUUACUGAACAGAUUAAUUUAUAUCUUAAGAUGGAAAAAAAGCCAAAUAAGAAAGAACAGCUUACCCUAGUAAACAAUGUAUUAAAACUCUCCACCAAAUUGUUGAAAGAACUGGAUACACCAUUUCGACUCUAUGGGCUGACAAUGAAUCCUUUAAUCUACAAUAUCACACGAGUAGUUAUCCUUUCUGCCGUCUCAGGUGUUAUAAGUGAUCUUCUAGGAUUUAAUAUACGACUGUGGAAAAUUAAACCAUAAGCUGAGCCAUGUGCCUGGACUUGCUCCCCUUGCUGGCAUCAACUUACCCAUUAAGAAAAGAUAUGCCCGGAGAAACCAUGAGAUACCCACCUGCUUCUUCAUAUACAGAGGUGCCCUCUACUCAGCCUAAUCUAACGAAUGGUGUUUUCAGAGGAACCAAUCCUUUUCCAGCUGGACGUGUGUGCUGAAAACCUGUAUUUUCAUGAUUCUCAAAUAAUAUGAAUAGUCAGGAGACUAAAGACUGUGUGUUUUGGUAACGCAAGGACAACUGUCUAAGUUAGGAAAUUCAUUCUGGACAUUUCAGUGCUGUGACAGUUAUAUAUAUUUACUGGAAAUAGUCUUUUGGGUAACUAUGGUAGAUGCCCAAGCAUGAAGCAAAUAUGCUUUGUUGGAAAUAUGCAAAUUCAGUACUUUUGUAUUACAGUCUAUAGAAUUGGAGAUUUCAUUUCUCUAGCAAAUGGAGGGGUCAAAUUUAAACUAUUUUAGGUUGAACCCAAAUAAAAUAAUUUUAUUGGAGAAUUUCCGUUUGUAGGCUUUUUUUGUUGUUAUUGGAGGAAAAAGUAACCUUUUAAACUGUGAGUUUCUGUUAAACAAUGGAGAAAAUUUUAAUUAUAAUUUUGAGGUUAACCUAGUAACCAUGUAGAUGUUGGUGAAAGGGUCAUGCAUAAAAUAUGCAAUGUAAUUCAGUGUGAGAAAUUUAAGUAUAUGCAUAUCCAUCCAUCCAUUGCACAACAUGGU